UUUCUCCCCUUUUCUCCCCCAGCAGGCUUCGGUUACAGCUCAAAAAUGGCGGCUGGAAAUGCUUCAAAGUUACAAGACUAUAUCAAACUGGGGGACCUGAAAGCCGUGAAGAAACUCAUGGCUCCUUUCACCUCCUCUGACAGCAUCAGAGAAAUAGAGAGCAUGAUUCAACUUCCGAAAACAACGAAAGAGAAGCCAAAGAGCGCAGCAUACGAGGCGGUGAAUCUGUUACAGCGAUACGGAAGCAAGUUCACCACGAAGGACGGCUGGACACUGCUGCACCGCUCCGCCACGUCUACCCCUGCCCACAUAUACGUCAUGGCCAGCAACGGGGUACCUGUUAACGUUCAGAACUCGAACGGUGACACAGCGCUCCACCUUGCAGUAAAGGCAGACAAUUACGAUACGACUGAGGCCCUGCUGCAAUGCUGCGCGGACCUCACAAUCCGAAACAAGCAAGGUGCAGUAUCGAUGGUGCAGACAGGAAAAGCAAAAAGUUUGGCGAGACACCUGCCAACGUUCUGGACCCAUCUAGACUGUCAAGUCAAGGAUGGGCUCAGUUUGCUUCAGCUGGGAAUGGUCAAGGUGAACGAGGACGAGAAUGUGGCGGAUUGUUGUCGGAUUCUCCAGGACUUCCGAGACUCCAGUAGAGGAAUGAGAGUGGCAUGAACGCCCGAGAGCUCGCCGUUUCUAAGGGAAGAAGUGAUAUAGUUCAAACCAUUGACAAGCAACUCGGCAAGACGCUGCUGGAGGUAGUGGAAGAAGGCAAAGACAGUGACGAUAUCAAGGCUUUGAGGCACUACUCGGAGAUUGAGUUUCGCGGGAUCACCUUAUUCCAGGCCGCGGCCAAGGGAGAUCUGGCAGACGUGAAGACACACAACGUAGGAAACUUCCAAGAUAAGAACGGAUACACAGCACUGAUCCGUGCUAUAGUCUUCCAGCAACUUGAAGUGACCAAGUAUCUCUGCACGUCAAGGCCUGUGCUCAAGUCUAUGCCAGAUAACUGCAACCGCUAUCCACUCCACUACGCGUGUGCCUUGCCUGAGCAAAUUGGAAAGGAAUUCAUCAAAGUUUUGCUGGAGCGGAAACCUGAGGAUAUCGAAAAGAGGAGAGAUAAAGAAGGUUCCCCCCUAGCACAAAUGUCAGAUGGAGCAGUGGACCUUCUGCCUGUUGCCUAGCGAUGGAGACAGGACCAGAGACAGCCCAGAGGUCAGCCUCGUGUUCCCCCUGACCUGGAGUCCACUGCUGCCCUAGAUGACCAGUGCCUGCCUAAACCAGUUAAUGGCAUACUCAUCCCUUUAUUGAUUUGUUACACUUUGCCUUAUUAAUCUUCUUUUCGGAAGGCUAAAUUGGCAUUUAAAUAAAAUGAAAGACCAGAGUGCCUGAAAAACUAGUAAAGAAAAGAGGGCAGAUGCAAUAAGUUAGUUUAUAAGUAUUUCUUGCGAUUGUUUCAGCCAUCGCUUCAGAUCAUAUAACAUAAAAUGCAUUAUGUACCCAAAA
Messenger RNA from Aplysia californica (California sea hare), 1500 nucleotides. Its product is annotated as serine/threonine-protein phosphatase 6 regulatory ankyrin repeat subunit A. NCBI's taxonomy places the organism in Eukaryota, Metazoa, Mollusca, Gastropoda, Aplysiida, Aplysiidae. The record is from RefSeq and is a predicted model, not a curated record. Gene Ontology annotation, molecular function: protein binding.